CCCAAUACGUGAAUCAUACACAUAUCACUAUCACCUGAAGUCUGAACCCAUAGCACCUUCCAAACUCACCCUACCAAAACCCUAAGUUCUCCCUGCAACUGUUCUGCCGCGGUGCCGCCGCCGUCCGUGCUGUCGGCGCCUUUGCUUCCUCUCUCGUAGUUCGGCGUCCUCCUUCCCCUGUCCCCGUCCUCUCUGGAUUCUCUCGAACUUGGUGCAGCUCGCCGCUGUGUUGCCACUCGCUGUCGUCUCGCCGGGCGCCGUCCAUGUCGUUGUCGAAGUGGUCACAAAGUAUUGGCAAUAUGGAGUCACUGGAAUCCAUUGAUUUCUCUGGCAACCAACUCACAGGGGAGAUCCCUCAAAGCAUCACAAACUUGAACUUCCUGAACAAGCUAGACUUGUCCUACAAUCACUUGGAGGGCAAAAUCCCAACGGGCACUCAGUUGCAAAGCUUUGAAGCAUCCGAUUUUGUCGGCAACAAGCUAUGUGGUCCACCAUUGCUGCUCAACUGUACCAUGGACGGGAAAGUUCAUGAUGAUGAUGCUAAUGACAAUGAAAAAGAGAGAAAGAAUCAUGGAGUGAAGUGGCUGUUUGUGAGUGUGGCUUUUCGAUUUAUAGUGGGAUUUUGGGGAUUUGUGGGUCCACUGUUCAUAUUCAAAUCAUGGAUGUAUGCCUAUUACCAUUUCCUUGACGAUGUGUGGUACAAACUUCAAUCAUGUAUAUGACUUUAUGAUGUUUUUCUGGUGCUUGGUUUUUCCUUUGUGUGCAUGGAGUUUGUAAUGUUUUCUUUUCAUUUCUUUUUUUGUAAUAGUGGAAAUAAAAAUAAUAUGCACUUGUCCUGCUUAGCUUGUUUAAAUGUAAUCCAGUUAGUAUUGUUGUCCCUAUAAUAAUAACACUUAA
Arachis duranensis is the source of this 897-nucleotide messenger RNA. Its product is annotated as receptor-like protein EIX2. The transcript has 2 exons. The record is from RefSeq and is a predicted model, not a curated record. NCBI's taxonomy places the organism in Eukaryota, Viridiplantae, Streptophyta, Magnoliopsida, Fabales, Fabaceae. Gene Ontology annotation, molecular function: protein binding. The coding region runs from base 264 to 722 and encodes 152 amino acids.